Molecule: messenger RNA, 1587 nt
Organism: Lagopus muta (rock ptarmigan)
Lineage: Eukaryota; Metazoa; Chordata; Aves; Galliformes; Phasianidae
Gene: CDKN1A
Product: cyclin dependent kinase inhibitor 1A
Exons: 3
Coding region: 101-556 (151 amino acids)
Biological process (GO): regulation of mitotic cell cycle; signal transduction by p53 class mediator
Cellular component (GO): nucleus
Molecular function (GO): cyclin-dependent protein serine/threonine kinase inhibitor activity
Source: RefSeq, a predicted model, not a curated record
GGGGAAAUCCCGGGCGACGCCGUGAGGCCCCUCCCUGCCCCAUUAUAAAGGGCGGAGUGCGGCUCCGGGAACCGCAGAGUGACGCGGAGCGCGGGCCGCAAUGCCGCUGUCGCAGAGCAGAGCCGGGCCGAUGCCGUGCAGCAGCAAAGUGUGCAGGAACCUCUUUGGCCCCGUGGACCACGAGCAGAUCCAGAACGACUUUGAGGAACUGCUGAGGCAGCAGCUGGAAGAAGCUCAGCGGCGCUGGAACUUCAACUUCGAAACGGAGACACCCCUGGAAGGGCAUUUCAAAUGGGAGAGGGUCCUGCUGGCAGAGCAGCCCUCACGGGGGGGCUUCAGCUUGGCCAAGGCCACCAGCGGGGGCGAUCACGGGAGCUCAGCACCCCACAGGGUUCCCCCCAAGGAUGGUGUCGGUGGGGCUCAUCAUGGGGCAGCCCAGCAGAGCUCGGAGCUCGCCAGGGUCGGUUCUCCACAGCGCUUGAAACGUGGGCAGACCACCGUCAAAGACUUCUACAGCUCCAAGAGAAGAGUUGUCCACGACAAGCCCAAGCUGUGACUGCUGCUGCUGGGGAUGGAUGCGGAUGCUGACGUGCCCUGGGGGUGUCGUGGCUCUUUUCCCUGCCCUGUGCUGUCUGAGCUGUCUGUAUGAAGCGAUGCUGAGUCUGUAGUUCCCUAUUUAUGAGUAGCUCUGGGCUCCUGAGGGGCCCACACUGUGUGCAAUGUAUAGGAGGAGCUGACGCUGGAGACCACGGAAAGGACUGAGGGGGACUGGAAUGCAGCAAGCGGGGCUGAGUGUCCCCUGCCCUGCGUUGGCGUGGUCCUUGUGGCAUCCUGGUGCCCAGCACUGCCUGUUGCCUGGCAUGGAGCAGCUCCAAAACGCUCAGUCUCACUGGUGUGGAUCACGGCUGGGUGUGAGCCCUGCGUGGAGCUGCUCCCAGUGACUCAGCGAUGCAUUUGUCACAGAGUGGUGACAAACGUGCUGGAGGUGCCCCGUGGGGCCAGCGCUGCUCAGGAGGUGCUGGGCUGCUCCAGGCUCUGCUGCCCCAUGGCUGGUGCUGUUCCUGGCGUGCUGUUGGCUUGCUGCGCCUCGUUUGAUGCUGACACUAAGCUGGAUGGAGAGCUGCUGCUGCUUGGCACUGCCAGGCUGCUGGAGGGGCAGAGCGCUGCUCAGCAGCAGCUGGAAGAAGUGACAGCCUUCUCCUGGACUAUUUCCUACUUUGGAGCUGGGGGAGAGGACCCUGGCCUGGCUCUGCAGAGCAGCUGCUGUUGUCUCUGUGACCCAGGGAUGUCCUGGAGGAUGCAGCCCUGCUCCGAGGCUCUCGGUGCUGUUGGAUCUCAGCACUUUCACUGGGUUCCCCUCCUGCCUCUCUGUGCUGGGAUUCGAAGGGGCGCAGGGUGAUCCCAGGCAGAGGAGGUGGGCGCUGCUCCCAGCUCGUACCGUGAUGCACUUUGCUGUCAGAGAUGCUGGCAGCUGCCCAGCACUAAAUGUUUAUUUAUGAAAACGCUAUUGAGGCUUCUUGGAAGGGGAAAUACCUGUUUGUCUGUGAGUGUAACUGAAUAAACACUUGUCUCAUGGAAGGGAAUGGG